GAAAGUAGAAAGUUGGAAACCGAAAAUUCAGUUGGUUUGGUAAUGGUAGCAAAAAAUGGAGCUCUCCUUUCUCUCAACCUAAACAAGGAGAAUCCAACAAAGAAGAACUAUAUACUUGAGCUUCUCAAUCCCCUAACGACGGCCAUAGAUCUGAUUCCAAGGUUCUGGAAUCUCCUCUGAUUAUACUCGAAGCAUUGGAGCAAUGGAUCGGAUUUUAAAGGCCGCAAGAGCAUCCGGCUCUCUUAAUCUUUCCAAUCGCUCUCUCAGUGAUGUGCCAAGUGAGGUUUAUCGAAGCUUGGAUGCAGUUCAGGCGGACGAGAAGUGGUGGGAGGCUGUGGAGCUACAGAAGCUAAUUCUAGCUCAUAAUAAUAUUCAAUUGUUGAGUGAAGAACUGAGGAAUUUGUCUUCUCUUGCUGUAUUAAAUGUUAGUCACAACAAACUUUCUGAACUUCCAGCUGCAAUUGGAGAGCUUCCUGCCCUAAAGCUCUUAGAUGUGUCCUUCAAUUCAUUAAUGAGAAUACCUGAUGAAAUUGGAUCCGCCACUUCACUUGUCAAAUUUGACUGUUCAAGCAAUCACCUUCAGGAACUACCAGGUGGACUUGGAAGGUGUUCAGAUCUGUCGGAUCUAAAGGCAUCAAACAACUCCAUUUCCAGCUUGCCUGUUGAACUUGCGAACUGCUCAAAAUUGACGAAGCUUGAUAUGGAGGGGAACAAACUAAAGGUGAUAUCCAAAAAUUUGAUUGCAUCAUGGACUCUGCUCACUGAACUUAAUGCGUCGAAGAAUUUGCUUAAUGAGUUACCUGAGAAUAUUGGUAGCCUAUUACGCCUCAUUCGUUUAAAUGUAUUCCAAAACAAAAUUUCAUCAAUUCCACCUUCAAUAAAGGAUUGCUGUGCGCUUGCAGAGUUAUAUAUGGGGAAUAAUUCAGUAAGUACGCUACCAGUGGAGAUUGGGGCACUUUCUCAUUUAGGGACUUUAGAUCUUCACUCAAACCAGUUGAAAGAGUAUCCAGUUGAGGCAUGCAAGUUACAUCUCUUGGUCCUAGACCUUUCAAACAAUUCAUUGAGUGGACUGCCCCCAGAAAUAGGUAAGAUGACUACUUUGAGAAAGCUCUUGCUCACAGGCAAUCCCAUACGUACCCUUCGAAGCUCACUAGUUUCUGGGCCAACACCUGCUUUACUGAGGUUUCUUCGAAGUAGACUUCCUGAAAAUGAAGGGCCUGAGGCUAGUAGCACUCAGAGAGGGGAUGUAAUAACUAUGGCAGCGAGAAUGUCUAUCACUUCAAAGGAGCUUUCUCUAGAAGGGCAAGGGCUGAGUGCUGUGCCAUCAGAAGUUUGGGAAUCCAGUGAACUCAUGAAACUUGAUCUGUCAAAGAAUUCCUUCCAGGAGCUACCAGUUGAACUUUCUUCAUGCACUUCACUACAGACCUUGAUUUUGUCUAGGAACAAGAUUAAAGAUUGGCCAGGUGCAAUUCUCAAGACGCUACCUAAUCUCACGUGUUUAAAGCUGGACAAUAAUCCACUUAAACAGAUUCCGUCAGAUGGGUUUCAGGCAGUCUCCAAGCUACAGGUUCUAGAUCUUAGUGGUAAUAUAGCUUGCUUACCUGAGCACCCAACAUUUUCCAGCUUACCACUUCUGCAAGAGCUUUACCUAAGGAGAAUGCGGCUACAUGAAGUUCCAUCAUCUAUAUUGGGCUUAAAGCACAUGCGGAUACUAGAUUUGAGUCAAAAUUCAAUUCAAUUAGUGCCAGAGGAAUUGAAGAAUCUUGCUGCCCUUACUGAGCUGGACCUAUCAGAUAAUAACAUUUCACUGCUCCCUCCCCAGCUGAGCUUGCUUGAACCCAGCCUACAGGUACUUAGACUGGAUGGAAAUCCGCUAAGAAGCAUUAGGAGGGCUAUCUUGGAGAAAGGAACCAAAGCAAUUUUAGCAUAUUUGAAGGAUAAAUUGGCUGAGUGAGUUGACAUUAGCCAGAUCGCAAGAUAUUGAUGAUUGGUCAAGUGGUAAUUUCAUUUCUUUUAGGAAAAAAAAGUGGAAAUUUGUAUUUGGAAGACGACUUGUAAAUAUAUAACCUUGUAGGGUUUGUUUGAUGGAGACUCUGAUUUUUUCGUUCUUAUAAAACAACUCUAAGUUUGUUUAUUUUCAAUUUCUUUAUUUUAUAUCUUCGAUUUUGGAACUGUAGCCAGAUUGUGAAAACUAUUUUUUGAAGGGGAAAAAACGGGGUAUGUUUUAAAA
Molecule: messenger RNA, 2230 nt
Organism: Cucumis sativus (cucumber)
Lineage: Eukaryota; Viridiplantae; Streptophyta; Magnoliopsida; Cucurbitales; Cucurbitaceae
Product: plant intracellular Ras-group-related LRR protein 6
Exons: 21
Coding region: 203-1954 (583 amino acids)
Molecular function (GO): protein binding
Source: RefSeq, a predicted model, not a curated record